UUACCUUCGUUUACCUGGUCAGAGCAGGAUAUGUUUGAGACCAGUUCCAUUAUAACUUUAUUAAAGUUGUAUGGUAAAGAAAUUUCUAAAAUUUAAUUUAGAUUGGGUUAUUUAUCGUGUAUCAAACGUAUGCAUAUUAACAAUAAUUUUAGUGUUAGAGGUGUUGUGAUCUUGCAUUGAAAUUACCAUCGAAUUUUGUGUUCGGUUUAAGAUGGGAUCUCGAGUUGGAGGAUUUAAUUCGGCUGGUUUGCCAGCUGAUAAAGCUCUAGCAGGAGUUCCCCGAUUGUUAGAUGAUUUGCAACGCCUCUCUGAAGAUACAGAUUCAGCAGAUAUUGUUUUUAUUCUUGGAAGAGAAGAAGAGCGGGUAUAUGCACAUCGAGUAAUUCUUAUGGCUAGAUGCAAGAGUUUUCAAACAGCCAAACGCGGUGAAGUGUGUCGCAUUCCAGGAUGUUCAGUCUCUCCAGCAGCUCCAGGAACCCCAACACCUGUGCGACUACCUCAGGCGCCUCCUGACACGUUCAAACAGUUUCUUCUUUAUGUAUACACAGGAAAGAUACUGCUACAAGACAGUGGUGUUUUCGAAAUGUUGGCUCUUGCUCAAGAACUGGGAGUGGAUGAAUUGAGAAAUGCUUGUGAAGAUCAUGUCACUUCUACUUUGUCUGUAGCUUCAGCGUGCACAUUUUUGGCCGCUGCGAUGGAUAUUCAAAAUCGUUCUCCGGGAGGUAAAGCAGCUACAGGUUUUGUUGAACGUUGCGUCAGCUACAUAGGCGAAAAUGCUGCAGAAUGUGUUAAAACAAAUUCAUUUCUAUCUCUUCCAAAAGAAGCGGUCUUGAAAUUAAUUUCCUCAGAUUAUCUUUGUUUGGAAGAAGAGGAUGUGUGGAGAGCUAUCCUAAACUGGGCAAAAUAUCAAGCUGGAGUAACCCAACCAACAGCCCACUGGACUGAAGAAGAAAGAGCCAGAGUGUGCCAACACCUCUCGCAUGUGAUAUCUCAUGUUCGCUUGCUUCUGAUUGACAGCCAAGUCUUCGCUGAAGAAGUUGAACCAACUGGGGCCGUUCCAAUGGAGCUCAGCUUGGAAAGAUACAGACAUGCAGCGCUUCCAAGCAAAUAUCCUGAGGGAGCAGAGGACCAGCGACUGCGUCCAAGAAUAUCGCCACAUUUAUUUCCAGGAUCGUUAAUUCUGGGCCAAGACAAGAGUCACUAUCAAAGAGUGCUGAAUGCCUGGUUUGGUAACCCCAAACAGAGUUGGAGAUUGAUUUACAGGGCCAGCAGUCAUGGAUACUCUGCAUCAGCUUUUCACAGACAUUGUGAUGGAAUUUCGCCUACUUUUGUCAUAGUCCUGGGUCCAAGAGGGGAAAUCUGUGGUGGGUUCAGUGAUGCAGCGUGGGGCCGACCUCCAGGAAAAAGUCACUAUGUCGCCUCAGAGCGGGCUUUUCUCUUCACUCUUUACAAUCACCAAGACUUGCCACCCACACAGUUUCAUCUAGUGAAGAAACCGUUUGCCAUUUGUUACCACCCAGAUUCAGGGCCGAUAUUUGGAGCCGGUGCUGAUCUCCUAAUUUCAAACAAUUGUAACAGUAAUAUGGACAGUUACUCAAACUUGCCUCACACCUAUGAUGGAGAUGGGGCCUCACCUGCUGUUUUGAUGGGCGAUUAUAAUUUUACCGUCACCGAUUACGAGGUUUUUACUCCAGUUAAUUCGUCCGGAAAACACCAUAAAAACGAAAGAUAUUGAUCGUAUUCUUGUAGUUUUUGUAACAAACCUAUUUAGUUGUAAAUAUAUAAACUAAUUUUC
Molecule: messenger RNA, 1795 nt
Organism: Tribolium madens (black flour beetle)
Lineage: Eukaryota; Metazoa; Arthropoda; Insecta; Coleoptera; Tenebrionidae
Product: kelch-like protein 21
Exons: 9
Coding region: 212-1735 (507 amino acids)
Molecular function (GO): protein binding
Source: RefSeq, a predicted model, not a curated record